Messenger RNA from Hyphopichia burtonii NRRL Y-1933, 2352 nucleotides. RefSeq names its product peptide alpha-N-acetyltransferase complex A subunit. Gene Ontology annotation, biological process: N-terminal peptidyl-methionine acetylation. Bases 1 to 2352 code for a protein of 783 amino acids. The record is from RefSeq and is a predicted model, not a curated record. The transcript has a single exon. Gene Ontology annotation, molecular function: protein binding; protein-N-terminal amino-acid acetyltransferase activity. Gene Ontology annotation, cellular component: cytoplasm; NatA complex. NCBI's taxonomy places the organism in Eukaryota, Fungi, Ascomycota, Pichiomycetes, Serinales, Debaryomycetaceae.
AUGGUUGCAAGAAAUAAUCCCAUUUUGGCGAAUAAGGAGGAUGCCAACUUCCGUGAGGCCUUGAAGUUGUUUGACAGCAAACAGUAUAAGAAGGCAUUGAAGUUAGUUGAAGCCAAUAUUAAAAAGAAUUCAUCUCAUGCCGAAUCAUUGGCAUUGAAGGGGGUUCUUAAUCACCAUUUAGGACAUAAGGCCGAAGCAAAGCCAUUUAUCACUAAGGCAGUUAGUAAAGAGCCUGGUAAUUACUUGGUUGAUCAUCUUGCUGGGAUCUAUUUCAGAACAAUUGAUGAUUACCCAGAAGCAGCCAAAUGGCUUAAGGCAUCUAUUGAUAACGGAUCACCAAAUAGGGCCAUUUUACGUGAUUUGGCUUUAUUGCAAUCUCAAAUUAGAGACUAUAAGAAUUUGAGAGAUACUAGACAAGCUUAUUUAGAAUUUCAACCUGGUUAUAGAGCAAAUUGGACUGCUACUGCCAUUGCUCAACAUUUAAAUAAAGAUUAUAAUGCAGCAGUUAAUACUUUAACCAAGAUUGAAGACAUUAUCAAACCUCAUUUGACCGAAGCAGAUUUAUACGAACAAUCAGAAUGUUGCUUGUAUAAAAAUUAUAUCGUUAAUGAAGCAGGAAAUUAUACUAAAGCUUUAGAACUUUUAGAAAAAGAUGAAAAGGAAAUUACUGAUAGAUUAUCAUUUUUAGAAUACAAGGCUAAGUACCUUGUAUUACUAGGUCAAAAUGAAGAAGCUUCCUUAAUUUAUCGCCAACUUUUACAAAGAAACCCUGAUAAUGUUGAUUAUUAUACCUUAUUAGAAACCGCUUUAGGUACUUCAUCUAAACCUUUUGAAUAUAGAUUAAAAUUAUAUGAAAAAUUGGCUCGUUUCUACCCUCGCUCAGAUCCUCCUAAAUUCAUCCCAUUAACUUUUUUACCUUCCGAUCAUCCAAGCUUUGAACAAAAGGCUAGAGAUUAUGUUGAAUCUCAAUUGAAAAGGGGAGUCCCUUCUACUUUUGUUAAUAUUAAGCCUUUAUACAAAAACAUUGAAAAAUUAAAAGUUAUCGAAAAAAUCGUUUUGGAAUUUUUCAAACUUCAAGCACCUUCUUUAAAUCCAACUGUUACAGUUUGGUCAAAAUACUUCUUGGCUCAACAUUAUUUAUACUUGAAUGAUUUGGUGAAGGCUAAUGACUAUAUCGAUUCAGCUUUGGAUCAUUCACCAACUUUGGUUGAACUUUACAUUGUUAAAGCUCGUAUCAUAAAGCACUUUGGUGAUUAUGAAAAGGCAAGUCAAAUAAUGAACGAAGCUCGUGAAUUGGAUUUACAAGAUCGUUUCAUCAAUUCUAAAACUACAAAAUACCUUUUAAGAGCAAACAAAGUUAAUGAAGCCAUUGAUUGUAUCUCUUUAUUCACCAAGUUAGAUGAUGAUGCGGUCAAUGGCUGUAAAGAUUUACAUUUGAUGCAAGUCAACUGGGUCCUUAUUGAAAGCGCAGAAGCUUACACUAGAAUAUAUCAUGACUAUGAAAAACAAUUGAAAGAUUUAUCCCCAGAAGAUUCAUCGGAAGAAUCCUUAGCCGCUGAACAAGAAUUAAAAGAAAAUAUCGAUAUCUUCAAAGGUUUGGCUUUGAAAAGAUACCAUGCAGUCAUUGACAAUUUCAAAAUCUUCUUUGAUGAUCAAUUUGAUUUCCAUUCCUAUUGUAUGAGACGUGCUACUCCAAGAGACUACAUCGAAACCUUGAAAUGGGAAGAUAAAUUACAUUCCACUCCAAUUUAUGUUCGUACCAUCAAAGGAUUGUCUUCAGUCUAUUGGGAAAUCUAUGAGCAACAACAAAAACAAAAAGAAAUGGAAGCUUCAAAUGAAGAUAAGGAAUCUUCUCCAGCUAAAUCUAAAAAGAGCAACAAGAAUAAAAAGAAGAAGGAAAAGGCUCAAAAUAUCAAAAGAAAAGCUGAGUUAAUUUCAAAAGUCGAAUCUACUAAAGAAGACCCCGAUCCUUUAGGUGCCAAAUUAUUAACUGACUUAGUUAAUAAUGCAAAUGGUAAAAUUCUUGAUUUGUUAUUAGAAUAUAUCAAAAAAUUGACUACUGAAGCUGAUAGUUAUCAAAUUACUUGGGAAUUAGCUUUCAAAUUAUAUAAAGAAAAUAGCAAAUACGUUUUGGCCUUACAAGCAUUGAAAAAUCUCGAUCGAAUCUUGAAACAAGGCCAACCAGACAAGAAAUUCAAAGUUAUUGCUAAAUCUGCCAUUGAAUUACUCCAUGCUGCUGAAAAUGAUCCUAAUUCACCAGCUGCUAUUGCAAAAGUAGUUGAAAAAGGUUUACAAGGAAUUUUUCCUGAAUUGAGUGAAGGUAAAGCUAAGUUUGAAGAAAUCUACGCCUAA